Pogonomyrmex barbatus (red harvester ant) is the source of this 4287-nucleotide messenger RNA. RefSeq lists its product as uncharacterized. NCBI's taxonomy places the organism in Eukaryota, Metazoa, Arthropoda, Insecta, Hymenoptera, Formicidae. Gene Ontology annotation, cellular component: nucleus. Gene Ontology annotation, molecular function: zinc ion binding; DNA-binding transcription factor activity, RNA polymerase II-specific. Gene Ontology annotation, biological process: regulation of transcription by RNA polymerase II. The record is from RefSeq and is a predicted model, not a curated record.
AGACGACGGCGUCUUCUCUACGCAGCGGAGGCGACGCGCGUCUGGCCAGCCUGUUCCGCGUUUGUCCGCCAUUAUAAAGCGCCGUCGACGGCGUACCCGCUAUUCCCCGGUGAGAGUGGCGAAGUACACGACGCUUACCGACGCUCGGCGUCGUCGAGCGAGUGAGCGAGCGAGCCAAGCGAGCGAGCGAGCGGGCGAGCGAGCAACUAACGAGUGAGUCGAAAUAGCAGCCGCGAGUUGUCCGCGAAUUUCAUAUCGGGGUUCUCGGAGAGUUCGGGCGGUAGGGUCGUCGCGACGAGUGGUUAAUCGCGCGCGAUUGCCGAGCGGGGUCCGAGCGAGGGUGACGAACGUCGUGGGACGCGCGAGCGGAGGCAACGCGCGAAGAGUAGGAAGAGGAAGAGGAGGAGGAGGAGGUGGUGGUGCUGGUGAAGAAGGCGAAAAAAGAGAGACGCCGACGGACAUGGAGAACAGGCCGGCACCGCUGCGCUCGCGGCGGGUCUGCCGAUUCUGCUUGUCGGACUCGGAACCGCUGAGCUUCAUCUAUGAGCGCGAGCACAACAAGCCGUUCCAGGUGCCGCUCGCGUUGCAGAUCAUGUCCUGCGUCGCCAUCGAGGUGUACGCAGCGGAUGGGAUGCCGCAGAUGAUCUGCAACAUGUGCCGCUGGAAUCUGGAUCGCUCGUACAAAUUCAAAAUGCAAUGCAAAAAGGCUGAUGAGGCAUUAAGGGAUUAUCCCAUGUCUGGAGUAUUACCUAGACCUUUUCCGCCUAUCCCGACUGAUCCACCUACGGAAGUUAGUAACAAGAGAUCCGCCGAUUCUAGAUCACAAAACGAGAUCACUAAAAAGCAACGUACCUCUGAUAGUGACAGAGAUACUAGAGAUAGACGUGAGACCAGAGAAAGGGAGAGAGAAAGAGAAAGACAGAACGAGAAGAGAGAGAAGGAUAACGAACAUCUUUACGAAGAGCAGGACGGAGGUAGUGAGGGUGAUCAGGAAGUGACUAAUGUAAAAGAGGAGAGAAAACUGGAGCCGGGAGAGAUCAGAGUGCACGCAUGUGAUCAGUGUGAGCGUACGUUCCCCUUGCGUCAAGCUUUAGCCCUUCAUAUCCAGCGUGCACAUCGCGAUCGCAAUUACAAGUGCACCGAAUGCGACAGACACUUUUUCACCAAGUAUGACCUCGGUAAGCAUAUGAGCACGCAUUCGGAAGAGAAACCGUAUUCGUGCUCGAUCUGCCAGAAGCAGUUCUCUCGUUUGAAUCUGUUGCAGCGUCAUGAAAAGGUGCAUCGAGAUGAGACGCGCUACGCGUGUCAACAUUGCGACCGCGAGUUCUUUACUACGGAGGAACUCGAGAAACACGAGGAUGCGAUACACAAGAAAGAGAAGCCGUUCCAAUGCAAUAUCUGUAAUAAGCGCUUCCAAUAUAAGCAAGGCUUGGAACGGCACGAGAUGUUACAUAGCGAGGACAAGACGUUCGUGUGCGACUACUGUAAGGAAGCCUUCCAUACCAGCACAAAGCUAGCCCGACACUUGUCCACCCACGCUGGUCAUCGUCCGUACUUGUGUAAACUGUGUCCCCGCACUUUUUUGCUGUCGCAUCAUUUGACUAGACAUAUGCGUACCCAUUCGGUGGAAAAGCGUCAUGUGUGUGAGGAUUGUGGUAAGGCCUUCAAACGUAAAGAAAGUUUGGAAGUGCAUCAAUUGACACAUACAAAACGUACAGGUAUGGGUCUCACUUGCGACGUUUGUCAAGAAUCUUGUCGCAAUCGCGCCGAUUAUGUUACUCAUAUCAAACAGCACAUUGAGGCGGGUGAGAAAAUGGGCCCAGACGGUUUACAACCCGACAAUAAGAAGAAUCUUGAUAUAGACUCUGAGGAAGAAGAAGAAGAAGAUCAAUAUUCUGACGGGGAUGAUGAUUACGAACCGCCGGCGUAUAUCGUGAAGAAAUUGCCGAAACCACCGAAACCUUCAGAGAGUGAAGAGGAGGAGGAAGAAGAGGAGAGGGAAGAUAAAGAAGAGAAAGCCGAGAGACAAGAAAAGGAUGAACGUAAGGUGGUGUAUCUGCGCGGCAAAGAUGGCAACAUGGUGAAGAAGACCAUUAAGACACUAAUGCCUAUCCAGCGUCGCGAUGUUCAAGAGCAAAAAGUUACGAAACAAAGCACUCCCACCAGCUCUUCUCAAAGCAGUUUGAAAAACUCUACACAAAUUAAAGAAGAUAGCCCUAAGAGCGGCCGCGUGGAUGAUACCGAAGCGCAAGUACAGAAAAUCGUCGCCUCGGUAUUCAAGGAACAUAAGAUUCCGUUGAAACAUCAACCGAGCGCUAGUCAAGAUCAGUCAAAGGAAACGCCAACGCCUGUGACAAGAUCUCAAAAUACAUCCCAAGAAAGUCGCAAAGACAACGACAAAAUGGAGAUAGUGACAUCGACUCCGAAGCCUGUCAAUACUGUCAAAGUGAUCAAACGAAUUGUGUUAAGGAAACCAGCAGGAAGCAGUAACGAAGGAACAUCAGUCAAUACACCUAAUAUCAAGGAUGGGGAUACUACUUUGAUCGGUACUCCAGGUUCACACAAGGUCAAACGAGUAAUCGUCCGUAGAAUUAUCCGGCAAGGUGACACUACUCGCGAGAUUAUUAUGAAUCCGGAUGGCACUACAAUAGAUCCUGCAGAAUUAGCAAAACUACCAACUGGCAAUGUGGUGAAGCGAGUAGUGGUAAAACGAUCACUCGACAAAUCGCAAAACUUGGUACAGGCGGUACUGCAAUCUGCUGAACAACGUCAGAAAGCAGGAGAUGGCAAUUCGAACGAGAAAUUUGAGCUGAAGACCUCGGCAUCUUCCAGUGGCGGCACGACGAAGAAUUCGCAAAAAACGCAACCGAUUACUCAAGGUCAAGAUCAAGAAACCAAGGAGAAACUAGAGCAAUUAGAGAAACGAGUGGAACAGCAGAGGUUGAAAAUCGAAGAGCUACAAGCAAGAAAGGCGCAGCAAGACUACGAAGCAAUUGAUGAAAUGUUGCCAGAAAGACACGACGAGUCCGAGGAUGAACAACAGUUGCCGCUCAAGAGAGUUUUUGUGAAACGAAAACAGAGUAUAUAUGACGAGGAGCGGGAAUACAAUGACGAUACGGAAACGACGCUGACGAAGAGCAAUCCAGCUGAAGAAGAAAAGAACGAGACGGAACAGAUUGCGACAAAGGAAAAGGAGAAUACUGCCGUAGAGGAAACAUUGGAGAAUGUUCAGAAAGAAGUUCAGAGCACGAUGAAAACGGCGACGAAUGAUAGUAAUAAUACUAUAUCAAGUAACACACCCUUGAAAAAGGGCCCGACGAUUUCCAGUAACAAGGUGUAUUCGAAUAAACGUUUUAUGAUUGUGAAGCCUGGCGAAGCGUCAGAAGUGGAGGAGAUGAGUCGCGAGUUAUGCAGUAUUUUCGAGACUACCGAUAAUGUGGUAAAGAUGCAGGAAACUGUGCUGAGUAACCUCACCCAAAUUUCCGGUAUCACGGCAUCUUCGACGUCAGACGCGAACGCAUCUGUGAAACGAAAGCCCGAAGUAAUGGUCGUGGUCAACGAGCAGAUGGAGCAGGAUGGCGUAGUACAGAACGAGCAGAACAUCAAGGUUAAAAUCGAACAAGAGGCGGAAAUUAAAUUGGAACCCAAGGCAGAGGAGUCUUCGCAAGAGAUCUCUGUACAGGAAGAGAGUCAAUCUGAGUCCGGUACCAUAACAUUGGACAAUCAGGAUCUUUCCGCUUCGAUCUUCGAGGCAUCUGACGAUGUGUUGGAGGAGCGGAAAUCUACGAGCGGUCUCGGUGACUCUGUCAUAGAAUUGUCGCAGGCCAAUGAUACCAUCAAUCUGAACGACACUAAUGACAGUCAGGACAGUUUGGAGGACAAGCUCUCGCAGAUGGAGGGUUGAAAGAGAUUUGGCGAAAGAUUUACCUAACAACUUUAGCGACGAUUGAAAUUAAUGUAAAUCGCUCGAGAUAGCGAUUGGUCCAAUGUAUAAUUAAGUCAAUCCUUCUUGCUCGCAUUCUUAGAAUGACUGUAGAUAUUCCAAUUGCAAUAUAUCUUCCUUCUGUCUUUUUUUUUUAUUAUCUUGUUGAUGCAACGGACUCUGAUUCUGCAAUUCAACACAUUUAUAAUGUCGGGAACAUAAAAGGUAAUGACUAUAGGUAUAUGUUUAUAAUCAUAUUCAGAAUUAUUUCGUUGAAAUAGUUGAAACGAUAACAUAUAGGUUAUCUGAUAUUCUGCAAAAAACUUGGAACUAUAUAUGAAAUACAAAAGUGUGUAAGUGUAAAA